Messenger RNA from Symbiodinium sp. CCMP2592, 2883 nucleotides. The record is from the annotation of a GenBank genome assembly. Lineage: Eukaryota; Dinophyceae; Suessiales; Symbiodiniaceae.
AUGCCUCCUUCACGAUUUGGGCAUGCUCCGGGACACAGGCGAGGCCAAGCAGGAUCUGUCCGUAUUCAUGCCUGCGGUGUCGCUGCCACGUUAUGCGUGAUCAAGAGACUCAGACUGGCUGGAGAUGGUCCCCGAAACCGACACAGUCUGAUGGUAGCAGCAUCAUGCAGCACUGGAGACCCCGGUGACGCCAAUCAGAACUUGUGUGGGAUACCUGAGCUGCCAAAUCGCGCCGAGUUCAUUCAGAAGCACGUCCAUCGAUCGCUUCACUCCGAGAUAUACCACUUGUCCGACGUGGAGCUGUAUAUAGUUGGUAAUCACCCCUUUGCGGAGCAGUCCACGCUGAUAGACCGCCUCAAAGGUUCGGAAGCCUCGGGGACCCGUUGCUUCUCCAUGCGUCGCGAGCGGUUUAUUCAAGAGAAGAUCUGCGAUGACAUUCGGAAGUCGGUGAGCUCCUUCUCCGACCAAGAGCUCUUGGAACUGGGCCGCGAGGAACAAGCUAGCAAGCAGAUGAUUGACUUUUGGCACAUGGAGCAACGAGACAGCCGCCCGGUCACUGUUGCUUUAGGUCGGAACAAGACAUCUCGAGACCGGUACAUUGAGAAGCGCAUUCACAGCGAUUUACGGGAUCAGCUGUCAGCUCUCAGUGAUGGGGCCCUCUUUGUGCUUGGCUCGCCGAUCAUCGGUCGCCAGAGUCAACCAGAUCGCCUUGCAGCGAUUACAAGAACUGAUAAAAUCCUGCCAUGUUCCCGAUCUUCGUGGCUGUCCCGCGUCAGUAAAGAUCCAGAGGUGAAGCAGAAGCUGACAGAGCUGGGAAAGCUCGCAGACUUCGAGGUCUUCCACUUGGGUCGCGGAAGGAAGGAAAGCAUUAACAAAUACAGGGAGCGACUCAAUGCACAGAAAGCCACGAGCGUAAAUGCAUCUGCAGAUACAGAUCAGGAGAAGCCUCAUCGAACUGUUCAAGAUGGCUCCAUCUUGGCUGGCAUUCAGGAUGCUCUUCUGGAGGAGGGCGACGAGGCACGGGAGGAGGAGGAUGGGCCCGUCGUGAUAGCAGUGCAAGAGGAUGUUCAACAAAGGCUGACCGACAAAUGGGCGAAAUCCCUUCAGGGUAGUGUUGUCGGAGUUGCAGUCUCUGGUCAGCUACUGCGAGAUGGUUACUUCAAGUACAUCGCCAUCUGUGCAGAUUCGGAUGUGGAGCCUCUUGUGGUGGACGUCGAAUCGCUGUCGGAGAAAUGUCCGACAGAGACCCUCUUCAGCGAGCUGCUACGUCCACUCAAAGAGGUUUUGGAGAGCCAGAACAUUGUGAAGGUUUGUCACGAUUGCCGUCCGCUGGCUGAUCUGCUCUUGGAAUACAAGGUGCAGCUGGAGGCUUGCUUCGACACCGUGGAGGCCUGGGAGCGUCUUCAAGCGAAGGAGCAGCGACCCGUGCAGCUCGAGGAGAUGGCACGCACAUAUAGCCACGAGCUGGAAAAUGCGCUCCGAGAACGAGCAGUGCUGCAAAAGCCCAAAACUCCGAGGGUCUUUGACAUCAUGGUGCCUGAGGCCGGCGGCUCGUCUUCCGAGGCUGACUCUGCCUGGAGACCGGAGCUUCUUGCAGAGGUUGCAGAAGCACUCGUCAACAUUUCAGAGGAGAUGUCCGGAGCCCUGGGGAACCAAGCCAGUCGAUUUCGAAAUGCUUGCCAAGCACGUCUGGAGGAGUUUCGGUCCUGGCCGGGACAGCACGUGGGCGCUUAUCCCGCAGGCUGCGAGCUCCAAUUCCACUUCAUCGACGGGAAGCUGUGCAUUGGCAGUGCAGACCAGAACGAGGCUGACGAGAACACCGGCUCCAGGGACAACGACGAAGAGUUCGAGAAACUCAUCACCUUGCUGCCUGAAAGUCCGCUGAAAAACGUGCGCGAAUUCAUCAAUGGAUUGGAGGGGAGCAGCAACGUUGUGGAGAUCGUCUUGAGCGUGGGGCGCGACAUCGAGAUUCGCUGGCGUUCGGUCCUUGAAGGAGGCUUACGGAAAGCUGCGAUUGCCGACACCCUGAUUUCCCGCAAGCAUAUUCACAAGAUCGUUUGUGACCGAAUCGGAGAGGACCGCUUCAAUCGGCAAGAUCGGGCAGGCAUCGAUCGCACUCUGCACAGAAUCUCUGUAACUCGCAAUGAGAACGGGGAUCCGGUCACCAUCACCAUGAGAGUGGGAAGGUCCUCGCGCAUGCUUGCUUCCGUGAUCGAGGACAUCAUCGCUGACGGAAGCUCUUUCUUGCUCUUGGGCCCACCGGGGGUUGGCAAGACGACCCUGCUGCGUGCAUGCGCAGGAGACCUGUCGAAGGACCAGGUGGUCGUGAUUGUGGAUCCCAGUGGGGAGAUCGCUGGCUCCGGGGACACCUGCCAUCCAGCUGUGGGAGAAGCUUGGAAAGAUGCCGCGCACUCCGCAGAGCGGGUCGAUCGAAGUGAGGCUCGACGCUUGGCCAUGGGCCGCGCCCUAGAAAACAUGGGGCCCCAAGUCAUCGUCGUGGAUGAAAUCGGCACUUUGGGGGAAGCCAGGGCUGCCCGCACCAUCGGAGAGCGUGGGGUGCAGCUUGUCGCAACUGCACAUGGCAGGACCCUGCGUGACCUCAUCGCCAAUUCCGAGCUCAGAGAUCUCAUCGGCGGCCUCAAAUCAGCAAUCCUUGGCGAUAACAACGAGCGAUACCAGUCAGAAGGACGAAAGAACAUCACCGAGCGGGGUGGCAAGCCCGUGUUCAAGAGGCUAGUGGAAAUCCGGAGCCCGAAUUGCCUUGUCAUUCAUCACGACUUGGCCUAUGCCGUCGACAAAUUGCUGGAGAAAGGCAAGCUGUUGGUGGAAGAGCGCACUUUGAACACAUCGGGCGAGAUGAUGGUCAAAGUUCGCAACUUCUGA